CCUCCCCCAAUUACCGUACCGCUGACCACCAACAAACCAACCCGCAAAUAUGAUAACACGAUACCUAUCAACCGUGAGCAUUGCCUUCAACCCCUUUUCCAGAGCCGGCCGCACGGCGCGCAUAUUCAUGGCCCUGCUGGGCCCCGACGCGUACAUCACUAUGAAGAUCAAGACUACCGUGCUCAGCAGGGAUAGUGAGGUUGGGGGGAGGAUUGAGGUUGGGUUUAAAGAUGGGAAGGAGGUUAAGAUGGAUACCUCGAAAAUGACGAUCGCGGACAUUGUGGAGGAAGUGGAUCGGCAUUCGAGGGUCUUGAAGCGGGUAGAUGAUUUGGCGGGAUAGGGGUUUGGUGUGAGGUGGGUUGUAAGAUAUAUCAUAUUAUGGACUUGGGUUGGAGUUUACUGGUGUCGAGGUUCUUUGCUAUUGGGACAGAGCCCGAAGACAGAGCGCCGGACGAGAGUUAUGUCGGGACAAUUGGACAUGGGAGAAAAUUUCUACAAAAAAGCUCGGGGCAGGAUAUUCCAAAGCAGCAUUAAUGAUACACGAAUCCCCUUCCCUUCGA
This is a messenger RNA of Tuber melanosporum (Perigord truffle), 560 nucleotides long. RefSeq lists its product as uncharacterized. The record is from RefSeq and is a predicted model, not a curated record. Gene Ontology annotation, molecular function: structural constituent of ribosome. The coding region runs from base 128 to 340 and encodes 70 amino acids. NCBI's taxonomy places the organism in Eukaryota, Fungi, Ascomycota, Pezizomycetes, Pezizales, Tuberaceae. The transcript is spliced from 2 exons. Gene Ontology annotation, cellular component: mitochondrial large ribosomal subunit.